AUGGCGCCGACGGGGCCCAGAUCAUCGACAACACAACCGAGACCCAGCCCGCCGCCCCCCGCCGCCGACGAGCCCAUCCCGCCCCGCGGACCAAACCCGGGCAAUCUGAAUGUCUCGAACCAAUACACAUUCGAGCAGGACAUACGGCGGCUGCAGAAGGAGUACGGAUGUGACCCGGCCAGGGAAGACAGUUAUAGGAUACAAGGUGUUCAGCUGAUCGAGUCCGUCCGUCAGGCCUUGCGUUUGCCCGUCAAGACCUUUACUACCGCUUGCACUUACUACCACCUGUUCCGCCUCUGUCAUCGAGACGCCGAGUACAAUUAUCAGGAUGCCUCCCUAGCCUCGCUCUUCAUGGCCUGCAAGGUCGAAGACACCAUCAAGAAGUCCCGCGAGAUCCUGUGCGCCGCUUACAACAUUAAGAAUCCAACGCAACCGACCACACAGGAUGACAAGAUGUUUGAGAACCCCCACAAAAUCAUCAUCGGACUCGAGCGCCACAUUCUGGAGACAAUCGGUUUCGAUUUUCGAGUGCGAUACCCCCAGAAGGUCCUGGUCAAGAUGGUCCGCCAUACGUACGACGCAGAGGAGGGCCGCGAAAUCCUCGCCAUGGCUUACGACCUGUCCGUGGACAUGUACAAGACCUUUGCCCCGAUCAAAGCCUCCACAUUCACCAUGGUUCUGGCCUGCAUCGAAUUGACGGUGAUGCUGAAGGGGCUCGACGCGGUCGCGGUGCAGUCUCUGGACCUGAGAAGGUAUCACACCACCAGGGAAAGUAUCGUCGAGGUCAUGCUCGACCUACUGGAUAUGUAUACACAAUUCGCCAAGCACACCAAAGUCGGCAUGAGAUUCGAGCUGUCCAAAUUCAUCGACAUCAAGAUCAAGUUGAACCAGGAAGUAGAGAACAGCGAGAGCUCUGUUCGCCGGGCUGCCGUGUGGUGUCACAGGUGUGAGGACGACGAGAAGGUCAAGUAUCCCAUCACGCCUGGGUCCGCCACGUCACCCGCAACCACUGGAUCGUGGUCUGGAAACAAGCGAUCAAGGCCAGCCCAGGAGCCGCAAGCAAUGCGCUUCGUCUACGACGCGGAGGAGGCUCGAAAGGAGAGGGAGACCAAUGACGAACACCUCAAGGACGAAUACGAGGAAUACGAAAUCGAGGUGGAGGAGAAGAUUCCGGAGCCUGACCCUCGCAAUAACCAUGGGCGGGAUAGGGGCCGGCAUCAAGGGCACCGCAACAACCAUCAUGAUAAUUGGGGUCCUUACCCUCGCAAUCGCCAUGACCGGCAUAAAGGUGGUCGUAAGGGCGGCUACUACUGA
Diaporthe batatas is the source of this 1314-nucleotide messenger RNA. RefSeq lists its product as uncharacterized. Gene Ontology annotation, molecular function: cyclin-dependent protein serine/threonine kinase activator activity. The transcript has 3 exons. NCBI's taxonomy places the organism in Eukaryota, Fungi, Ascomycota, Sordariomycetes, Diaporthales, Diaporthaceae. The coding region runs from base 1 to 1314 and encodes 437 amino acids. The record is from RefSeq and is a predicted model, not a curated record. Gene Ontology annotation, cellular component: nucleus; cyclin/CDK positive transcription elongation factor complex. Gene Ontology annotation, biological process: positive regulation of DNA-templated transcription, elongation; regulation of transcription by RNA polymerase II.